UUCCUCUCCCCUUACUUAUAGACCCUUCAGCCAUGGACGAACGAGUUAGAGCAACCUCUAGAGUUUGUACGAUAAAACGGAAGUAUUCUGGAUAUGAAGAAGCAUCAGAGGAAAGCAGCAAUGCACCGAACGCGCAAAUUCUAAAAGGAAAAGAUGUUAUAGAGCCAAAAACUAAGCGAACGGCGUCCCUCUCAGUGCCUGAGCCACCAUCAGAACCCCAUUCAUCGCCUAACAGUAACAGCAAAGAUAUGGGAUCUUAUACAGAUUCAUGCAGUAAAACCACGGAUUUAUCCACUGACAAUAUGGGAAGAGAGUCUAGUCUUAAUUUGCCUCCAAAUACAAGCAGUUUGAACGUUGAUUCUUCUGAGCAAAGCACUAGUGUUGAAAGUAUUUACAAUAUCGCUAUGACUGGUUCAACUGACCUGAGUGUUCUGCUUCAUCUUGGUUUUGGUGAUGUAUACACAGCUUUAAGAAACCAAGAUUUGAAAAGCCGUAUACUUGAAGAAUGUAUCAAUUUUGCUUUUGAUAAGUACUUUUUUAAUGGAGACAACUAUACAGUUGUUACAGAUAUAAAUAAAUUGGCCACAGCCAAAGUUAAUUUCAACGAAUUAAGCAAGCCCGUUGAAAGUUCAAUGUUGUAUCAAUAUUUUGUGAAAGAAGAUAAAGGAUGUUGCUAUGAACAUUUCAAAGACCAAGAUGGAAAUCAACUAGACAGGAAAACUUUGUACAGAAACACAUGCUCAUUACUAUAUCCAAAGUUACAAUUUUUUUCUGAUAACCUACUGAAUUUAUUGGAUGAUGAAAAGAAAAGUGAAAGGAAGUACCACCAACUAUUUAUGUCGUUUGCUCUAAUUUGUGGAUUAAGGAUUUUUGAUGGAUCAGACACAUCUUCCUCAUUAAAGUCUAAUCAGAAGACAUCUACUCCUGAUGCAUUAGUAAAAGGUUUUGGCAUUUAUAAGGAUACAGAUGGAUCACACUUUGUCACUAAAGUUGUUGCUGUCGUUGAGGCAAAAAGAAUAUAUGGAAAGGAGGAUGAAGAAAGAAGGGCUAACAAUUUGAGGAAUAGAACAAUAGUACCUCAUCAAUGUGCUAGUCAUGUAGAUGACCAUGUUAAAGCUCAACACAUUGGAGAGAUGUUAGUAGUUGUCCAGUCUGGUCAGUCAUUAUUUGGAUUUAGAGGAAUAUAUGGAUUACUUGUUCAAGAAACAAAGGUUACACUUGUGUAUUAUAGAGGCACAAAGGAAUAUUUCCAGCAAAUUAGCCUGGGUAAACCAAAGUUAACUGCAGAAGUUUUAUAUAGCAAUCAUUUUAACAUUCUAGCUAGAGAUGGAAGAAGGACUCUUAUUUCUUUGCUCAUUGACAUGGAAAACUUUACAAAGAGAGAAAUGGAAAAGAAAUACUGUAGGAUGUAGUUUCUACCAUACAUAAUUUUAAUUUGUAAUAUUUGUUUGUAAUAUUUCCUUUUACAAUGUAUUGAGAAUUCAUUAUUAUUCUUUGGAUACCAAUUUUCGUGGAUUUUGUAGGUACAGGUGAACCACAAAUUUAAAUGUUCAAAGAUUAACUAAUUUUCUAUAGGCCUGUAUUCAGACUUCGGGAAAAACACAAUCAAGUACCCACAUAAAUGCAAGUUUUUUUCAAUAUACGAAAAUUGCUAUCCACGAAUAUAAAUGAAUCUACAGUAUUUUUAUACCCCACGCAACGAGUUGCGGAGGGUAUAAUGUUUUUGACCCGUCUGUCCGUCCGUCCGUCAGUCCGUCAGUCCUGUUUCUUGUCAUCGCAACUCCUCUCAAACCACACAACAGAAUUUCAUGAAACCUUUUCAGAUAAUAAGGACAUACUACGUAGAUGUGCAUAUCGACAGGAAAUUAUGAUUGAAUUUUUUUUCCAGGAGUUAUGCCCCUUUGAACUUAUUUGCCCAAUAUACUACUGCAACCUUUUGUCAUCGCAACUCCUCUCAAACCACACAACAGAAUUUCAUGAAACCUUUUCAGAUAAUAAGGACAUACUACUUAGAUGUGCAUAUCGACAGGAAAUUACGAUUCAAUUUUUUUUCCAGGAGUUACGCCCCUUUGAACUUAUUUGCCCAAUAUACUACUGCAACCUUUUGUCAUCGCAACUCCUCUCAAACCACACAACAGAAUUUCAUGAAACCUUUUCAGAUAAUAAGGACAUACUACAUAGAUGUGCAUAUCGACAGGAAAUUACGAUUCAAUUUUUUUUCCAGGAGUUACACCCCUUAGAACAGAUUUGUUGUCACUGAAUUAUAGAUUUUAAGAAAAUAUGGCAAUUUUUUGUUAUUAUCUUUAAAAAUCAUAAAAUAAAAAAAAAUAACCAUUGGUGCAAGAUUUACACAAAAAGUUGAGUUAUUCCAGCUCUCAUGAGCUUCUUGAUAAUGGUUUGUGAACUAUGAGUCACAAAAGUGGUGCCAAAGACAGCCAAACCCCCAAAAACAAACUUUUUUAUUUCUCGUUCCAUGUUUUUCUUUCUGUGGAUUCCUUAUGACAUUUCUAUUUACUCCAUUUGCAGUCAGAUUUGAGAUGGGUAAAAAGGGCUAAAUAGCUUUUCAUAUUGGUUCAUAGAAUCUUUUAUAUUUUAUCUUAUUUAAUCAUCUUAAACCUGCUAAUAAUGUUCUCAUUCCUCAUUGCUUUUACAACAUUUCCAAAAUACUACCAAACAUAAUGGACUACAAAUCAUAAAUCAUAUUUUCAUAUUUGAUAAAAAAAACCUUCAUUUUUAUACUAUAAAUCAACCAUUGAAUUGAAAAAUAUUAAAUAUUAAUUAUUA
Molecule: messenger RNA, 2784 nt
Organism: Mytilus californianus (California mussel)
Lineage: Eukaryota; Metazoa; Mollusca; Bivalvia; Mytilida; Mytilidae
Exons: 5
Coding region: 33-1412 (459 amino acids)
Source: RefSeq, a predicted model, not a curated record